AUGUUUCUUCCCGUAGUCCCGUUGCGUAUUUUCGCGAUCUCAGUCCGCCCAGUCCUUCUUCAUUCAAUCUUUCUAGCCAUUCUGCUUCAUCCAUACCUGUGUAGUCAUCUGUUAGGUUGGUCAGUCGCUAGUCAAUUAUUGUUAAGAGAACUUCGAAAUGGAAGAGAAGUCUACUGAGCAGGCUAUCGUCCGGACCCCUUUGUGGGUGACGAUAGUCCAAGGAUUCCAGAUUUUCUUCGCAGUGGUGAUUCUCGGACUGUGUGGUUAUAUUAUCCAUGGCGUCGCAAUGGACCAGAUCGUCUUUGCGCUUGUCUGCUGCCUGUUCACCUUCGUCAUCUGCGCGUACACUAUGAUAACCGAGAAGCUGACCGGUUUCAAUUCCUCCUACAACAUCUUUGCGGUGCUCGCACUCAACGCGUUUAUGGUCGUCUUCUGGCUCGCCUCGAUGGGUGCCGUCGCCGCCCGACGAGCGACAUUUACCGUCCCCGUCAAUGCGAGUUGCUACAGCACCGGAUCAUCGAUUAACAGCGGCCGCUGCGACAUCUACAAGCGCGCUAUUGUGGUGACGCAGGCCGGUCUCGCCAUGAUUUCCGCAAUCGCCGGCCUGUCCGCGUUAGAAUGCAUCUUAUUCAUCACCGUCCUUGUCUACGCCACCCUGGAAUACAAGCGCAACUUCUACAAACCUUCCGCCGCGGCUGCAACCACUCCGGGCACAGCCGAAGCCGGCCAGGCCGUCGAAAUGAAGGCGCAGAACCAACCCCUAAUGGACCCCAACCACCCGCAGCAAGCGUACCCGCCUCAGCAAACCUACGCACAGCCGGUGCUGGGGCAGGUUGCGCAACCGUACGCGCCGAGUCCACAGGGCCAACCGGCGCUUCAGCAAUAUUCGCCGUAUCAGCAGCAAACGCAGUAUCCGACCGGCCAUACGGAGAUGCCUGGAUAUUCGACAGCUCAGUCACCACCCCCGCAGCAGGCGGUUAGCCCUCUACCGCAGCAGUAUCCGGCCGGCCGUACGGAGAUGCCUGGAUAUUCAACGACUCAAUCACCCCCUCCGCAGCAGGCUGUUAGCCCACCGCCGCAGCAGUUUACCCCUCAGUCACAGGUCGAGCAGCCGUAUUAUCCUCCUCAGCAGCAACAGUAAAAGAGUCGCAUGGGAUGACGCUGGAAAUCGCAUGAGGCAGCCGUUCGACAGCAGGCGAAGAAGCAUUGGAUCUAAUACGCUUAUGUCUAUGCAUAUCCUAGUUGAUAAACCA
This is a messenger RNA of Eremomyces bilateralis CBS 781.70, 1253 nucleotides long. RefSeq lists its product as uncharacterized. The transcript has 3 exons. The coding region runs from base 158 to 1141 and encodes 327 amino acids. Gene Ontology annotation, cellular component: membrane. NCBI's taxonomy places the organism in Eukaryota, Fungi, Ascomycota, Dothideomycetes, Eremomycetales, Eremomycetaceae. The record is from RefSeq and is a predicted model, not a curated record.